GUCAGCAUGGCGUCCAGGCUCAACAACAUGUUUGCUCUUGGAAGUGUUCUCGCGGUGUUAAUCGUGUGUGUUCGAGCUGACAUACGAACCGCGGUACUGAGCACACAAACCGGGAAGCUGUCGCUUGUUGAGGGAUAUCGAGACGAUUUUGUGGCUUGGGCGAACUUUACUGACGACAUUACCAAAUCAGGCUGGUCUUUCCUGGAGGUCACGACCAGCAGUCGGUACAAUGACAGCGUCCAGGCGUAUGCAGCCGGCGCGGUGGAAGCUGCACUCACCGCGCAGCUCAUCUAUAAGCACUGGAUGAACACGCUUCUCGGCUACUGCGGGCCCUUCAGAGCUCCAUCUGUGUACUGCAAGCGCCUCGAGGCUUUCAUCGCAACCAAUUUAAAGUGGGUUCAGGAGCAAAUGGAGACGCAGCCCAGUUCCCCCUACUGGUACCAGGUGCGUCUGGCGCUGCUGCAGCUGAAAGGUCUGGAGGACGGCUAUAAUGAGGACCUCUCAUUUCCAAUAGGGUCUUUCUCCCUCAACCCAUUUGGCUUCCUACUUUUCCAAAUGGGUGGCGAUCUGGAGGACUUGGAAUCUGCUCUGAACAAAUCCAGCCAAACUCGACCUCUUGGAUCUGGCUCCUGUUCUGCUCUCAUUAAGCUGCUGCCAAACAAUAAGGAACUGCUGGUGUCACAUGACACCUGGAACAGCUACCAGGCCAUGCUGCGCAUCAUAAAGAAAUAUAUGUUUGCCUUUCGAGUUUCUCCUUCAGAGGAGCGUUUCCUUCCUGGAGGAACUCAGGCUUUCUCCUCUUAUCCCGGAUCCAUCUUCUCUGGAGAUGACUUCUAUAUCCUCAGUAGUGGCCUGGUGACCUUAGAAACCACCAUUGGCAACAGUAACCCUGCUCUCUGGAAGUUUGUUCAGCCCACAGGAGGCGUCAUGGAGUGGUUGAGGAACAUUGUGGCCAAUCGACUGGCUGCUACUGCCAAAGAGUGGGCCGAGAUAUUCAGCCAGUACAACAGUGGAACGUAUAACAACCAGUGGAUGAUUGUGGACUACAACCAUUUCACUCCAGGACGGACUGACAUUAAAGAGGAGCUCUUUGUUGUUCUUGAACAGAUUCCGGGACGAGUUGUCUACUCUGAUAAAACUCAGGAACUGCUAGAGAAAGGGUACUGGGCAAGUUACAACAUACCAUACUACGUAGACAUAUUCAAUGCCAGUGGCUGCAAUGAGUUGGUGGAGAAGUUUGGCCCGUGGUUCUCUCUGGACGAUAAUCCUCGGGCUCAGAUAUUCAGGAGAAACCAGACGACUGUGAAAGAUAUGGACUCAAUGGUCCGCCUUAUGAGGUACAAUAACUUCAAGGAAGACCCAUUGUCAAAGUGCGACGGCUGUGAUCCACCUGCGAACGGAGAGAAUGCCAUCUCAAGCCGGUCGGACCUGAACUCGGCUAAUGGCUCGUAUCCGUUUGGCGCCUUGAGGCAGAGGUCGCAUGGAGGAACAGACAUGAAGAUGACCUCCUUCGGAAUGUUUCGGGACUAUGGCAUGCUGGCAGUGAGCGGGCCAACAUGGGACCAGUUGCCGCCCUUCCAGUGGAGCACGUCCCCAUACAAGGACCUGAUGCACAUGGGCCACCCUGAUACGUGGGCAUUCAAGCCGAUAAAAGUCACCUGGACUCCUUAACUGUUAUUACGCUGUCUAUUCAAGUAGCAUGAUGAAUGUUAAUACUUCCAGUUGUUUGAAGUUUUGAUAAAGGGAAAUGAUAAAUGGAAAUGUGACUUGCAUUUUAUGAACAUCUAGGGUUUCCCCCUGCGUCAAUUUGUUGACUCGGCUGUCACUUUGGUUGAUUCCAAGUGUAGAAACACGGUUUUACGGAUGUGUUGACUAAAUAAAUUAAUAGAUCGAUCAACAAAAUCAUCUGACCGUUGUUCGACUAAGGUUUUCUUUGGUCCAGGACUGACAACAAAUAUUAAUAUUAUUAAUUCUCAAGAGUGGCAAUAAUAUUUAGGAUGUAUUGCAGUAUUAAAAUGCAACUAUUUGUACGACUAAAGCUCACAUGGUCCAAGAGCGUUGAAUGUUAGGCAUUAUGGAAAUACACAACCUGGCUGUUCAGUGGGAACUUGUGCAAUAUGUCCUGUAAUUGAUUUGAAAAGUGUUUCUACAAGACUACAUCGAUCUUUGAAGAAAUCACUUACUCGGCAAAUGUUUUGAUUUUGUUCAUAAGUUAAAACUUUUUUUUAUUUGUUAUAUUUCACUGAGUCUCUCAAAUAGCCUAAAUCGUUGCCUUUGCAAAAACAAAUCUCACCAUGUAUGGAGGACUUAAAAUGACUUAAGUAUGAAUGCAUGCAUGAAUAAAUGUAUAAAUACAGGAAUGAAUAAAUAUUAGUUAUAAAUCAACAGGACAUCAUUAAAUAAAUGUAUCUCUUUUAUUUA
Messenger RNA from Pseudoliparis swirei, 2421 nucleotides. RefSeq names its product phospholipase B domain containing 2 (gene plbd2). Gene Ontology annotation, cellular component: extracellular region. The transcript is spliced from 12 exons. Gene Ontology annotation, molecular function: glycerophospholipase activity. Lineage: Eukaryota; Metazoa; Chordata; Actinopteri; Perciformes; Liparidae. Bases 7 to 1671 code for a protein of 554 amino acids. Gene Ontology annotation, biological process: phospholipid catabolic process. The record is from RefSeq and is a predicted model, not a curated record.